Sardina pilchardus (European sardine) is the source of this 1856-nucleotide messenger RNA. It is a transcript of the gene ca14, whose product is annotated as carbonic anhydrase XIV. Bases 378 to 1502 code for a protein of 374 amino acids. Gene Ontology annotation, biological process: one-carbon metabolic process. Gene Ontology annotation, cellular component: plasma membrane. Gene Ontology annotation, molecular function: zinc ion binding; carbonate dehydratase activity. Lineage: Eukaryota; Metazoa; Chordata; Actinopteri; Clupeiformes; Clupeidae. The transcript has 12 exons. The record is from RefSeq and is a predicted model, not a curated record.
CAGCACCCAAGUCCUCUGUCAUCUCUCUCUGCACCUCUCUCUCUCUCUCUCUCUCUCUCUCUCUCACACACACACACUUUUUUUCUCUGCGUGUACCGCACACCCUUGCUUUGGUCAGUUGGAUCCUAACUCCUUCUCUGGCCCGCUGGAGCGUCCGUUGUGCUGCGUCUGGGAUGGACUGUGAGGCUCUCCGGGCAGGCUAGAGUCUCCGGAGCCUGGAGGCUUGCAGGACUAUCUACAGUAGACUAGCUUUGGACUACAACUACUCUACAGCCUUCUCCUUCAGUGUUGUGAGAGAGCGUUUGUGUGUGUGUGAGUGUGUGAGUGUGUGUGUGUGUGUGUGUGUGUGUGUUUGCGUAUGGGACAGAAGAGAGGGAAUGGACGCGUGUGGGACCUCUCUAGUGCUGAUUCUGCUGUUUUGGCUGGACGCAGGCAGUGGGGCAGCCGAAAUCUAUUGGACAUACUCAGGCCAGAUGGGUCAGCCGCAGUGGUCGGAGUUCUUUCCUGACUGCGGCGGGUCGGGUCAGUCCCCCAUCAACGUGGACUCGGCCCAGGCGAAGUUCGAGCCCAGGCUGGCAGCGAUGCGGCCGCUGGGCUACAGCCAGCACAGCAACGAGCCCUUCACCCUCUCCAACAACGGCCACACGGUGGUGAUGCCCUUACCCAGCUGGAUGGGCUUAGGCGGGUUGCCAUGGCAAUUCAGUGCGGUCCAGCUCCACCUACACUGGGGCAACGGGGCGAGUCUGGAGACGGGCAGCGAACACACCAUCAACGGACGCAGCACUGCAGCCGAGCUCCACAUUGUCCACUAUAACUCCGAGUUGUACGAGAAUAUCUCCAUGGCGAUGACUCAGCGAGAUGGUCUGGCAGUCCUGGGAGUUCUCAUGGAGGUCGGUGAGGAGACAAACCAGGCAUACGCCAACAUCAUCAACUACCUGAGCAGGAUAAGGCAUGCAGGUGAGAAGGUGACCAUCCCUGCGUUUGACGUCCAGACACUGCUGCCCAGAGACCUGCGGAGCUACUACCGCUACAACGGCUCUCUGACCACUCCGCCCUGCUACCAGAGCGUCCUCUGGACCGUGUUCAGGGAGACCGUCCAGCUGUCUCUGCCACAGCUGGUGAAGCUGGAGACGCUGCUGUACUCUACUGAAGAGGGGACCUCUGAGCCCUUGGCGCUCCAGGAUAACUACCGUGCCACCCAGCCACUCAACCAGAGGGUGGUCCUCGCCUCCUUCAAACACACAGGGGGCAAAGUCUACAAUGCAGGUGAAAUUGCAGCAAUAGUGGUGGGAACACUGUGUGGGUGCGUGGGCCUUGCAGUUAUUAUUCGCUUCAUAAUAAAGACCAUUCGCUCCACGUCCAGCUGGGACGUCCUCCCCAGCGUCAGGCCGGCGCCCUCGUCCAGGAGUAAAGACAUGGGGAAGGCGCUGAAGCAAGACAUGGCUUUAAAAACAACCUCCGAGUCCAGCAGAUCAGCUGAGCCCGCGCAGUCUGAACCCUGAACUUUGACCUCUGUACCCUCUUGCUCUUUGCAUGAUCCAGAGCCCACCUUCUCUUCUUCCUCAUUCUCUUAUCUCUUCAUCCUCCCAUUCUCACCACUCCUCCCUUUCUCUCUCGGUUUCUAUCAAUCAAGUCUACAAAUACUUUGCUGUAUACUCCACCCUUCUCUCUCUUUCCUCUCCUUCUCUGUAUCCCCCUGUUUCUCACCUGGCCAGUGGUAAGCAUGUCUGUAAUUGAUGAUUUAAAUGUCUCUCUUGAACUGAUGUCAGGUUGGAUCGUUGGUCUUAGUUGCUGAGUGCUUAUUAUCAUUCUGUAUAUACUCUACUGUGAACAUCUGUAAUAAACUAAUGCUGUGA